Messenger RNA from Paraglomus occultum, 2208 nucleotides. Lineage: Eukaryota; Fungi; Glomeromycota; Glomeromycetes; Paraglomerales; Paraglomeraceae. The record is from the annotation of a GenBank genome assembly.
AUGGACUCGCUGACACGGUUGAGUCCAGGAAGAUUCUGGAUAGAAAACGUAAAAAUAUUACUAGAAAGAAAUGUGACGCGUUGUGCCAAAACUGGUGGAUUAUAUACUUUGGAUAAAUUUGAGAAUACGUCACAGAACAUUACAAAACAGUUCUUUAGAAACAUUACGAAUGAUGCAUAUUCCACAAAAAAUGUAAACUCAAUAGUAAGAGAUAGUCACACUUUUUCUCUCUUUAACAAAGGACAGUUGCUAGCAAAAUUACGGUCUUCCUGUCCAGCAGCCAUUAACAUUCACUCUCGUUCAAUAUCUAAAAGAUCUGUCACUAUUAAUGUUGACGCUAGAACCAAGCAUUCCCCAUUUCAUACUACUCCGUCAUCUAUUCAUAAAUAUACCGUCCAAACGUCACAUGUUUAUUUCCCCAAAGCCUUUUUUGUAAAGUUGAAACCUGAAAAAUCGCUUCAAAGAUAUCCAUGGUUUCCCCUAACAAGACUUUCCCCUUUUUCACGCUUGUUACGCUGUUCGCGACCUUACUCUAAUAUAAGCACUACCCAUAAUCGUCUACAACAAAAUCCUAAUCGUCCACACCGUCCGACAAAGGCUGAACUUUUAGCAAACGCAACGGGUUUCUUUAAUCGAAUGAUGAUCAGAAUUAAAUAUACGCUAAUGAGACAAGUGAGGCCGUUUACCAUGGACGAUAUUAUGGCAAUGUUCUCGUGGGUUUUUGUUGGAAAUACUCUGUUUAUUAUUGUUGGAACCACAUCGUUUUUCAGUCUCUUAUUGGCUACGGCAAACAGUUUACAAUUUCAAGAAUUCAUUGCCCGUCAAAUUGGAAGUUAUCUCACACGUGAAACAGGCAUAACAGUUGUAUUCGAAUCGGCAAUAGUACCAAACUGGAAAGAAGGAAAGAUUAGCCUGAAGAACGUAUCUGUUAAACGAUCCCAUUCGAGUAAAGACUAUAGAACGCCACCAUUCGUUGUGUUUGCUGAGGGCGAAAUAGAGGAAGAGCAAUGUGACAAUAAUUUCACAAUGUUCGAUUUGACUAUCGAGAAAAUUGACGUUGAGUUGUCUUUUGUGAGAUGGCUUGACAGAAAAGGGCUUAUCAAGAGUGCUGUCGUAAAGGGAGUUCGUGGAGUAGUUGACCGUCGCUCUGUACAUUGGGAUUCCUGCGUCCCCUACAUUGCGCAAGAAUGGCGUCGUCUGGCUCAACCGGGUGACUUUGAAAUUGAUUCCUUUCACAUCGAGGAUCUCCUAAUAACUAUUUACCAGCCUGGCAACUUUCGCCCAUACAACAUUGCAAUAUUCCAUGCGUACUUGCCGAGGCUGAGACAGCAGUGGUUGAUGUAUGAUAUGUUAUGCGCAAAGAGUAUUACUGGGACCUUUGACAACUGUCUGUUUAGUGUUCAUAGUGCUUCUAUUCGGGAGGAUAGAUUGGGCGGAGAGGGACAAUGGAAAAAAAUGUCGCGACUUCGAAUCGAUGGUUUGAAUAUCGACCAUCUAAAUACCGGAGUUCCAGGACCAUUCGGAUGGAUAUGUUCGGGCUCCGUCGAUCUCCACGCAGAUCUUAUGAUUCCUGACGACACUUAUGACGACGUCAUUAAAAAAUUAGUCAAUGAUAUCGUCGAGAAGAUAGACGACGUUGUCGUUCAACAAAAACCUGUUGUCAUAUGGCGUCGUAAUGACAAUGUGGACUGCAAUUGGGAACAUCACAAUAUUGAUGACAAUAUUAGUGGCAUUAGCGGCAGUGUCAACAGCAACGAAGCAGAGAGCCAAGAAGAAGAACGGGAAGAACAGGCUGACUCGAUGUUGAAAGCAGAUCUAAGCGUGCGCUUUCAUGAUGUUAAAGCAUCCGUUCCUCUCGUGGCAGAGAACUUGUCCUUUAUAGACAGCGCACUGAUUCGUCCUAUCGCUGCCUACAUUAAUGGAAAUAGAACCCUUAUAUCAAUGAAGUUUGAGAUCGUAAAGAAUCUGUCUGAUUUUGAUGGUUCAUGGACGCUUUACGAUUGUGGUCUGGCCGAAGACGUGUCGAUUAUGAUUGGCAGGUGUUUUGCAGAUUUAACAAUGGACGAACAGAAACGUCAUAAGCGACUAAAACGUGUCGGAGUAUGGGGUUUGCAGACUAUGACCAAGAACUUGGUCAAUAUAUGGGACUAUGCUACUGGACAACGUGGUUUCUGGCAUUAUAUAGGAACCAUUCCUGGAUAUGCAUAG